Messenger RNA from Trichophyton benhamiae CBS 112371, 1173 nucleotides. RefSeq lists its product as uncharacterized. Gene Ontology annotation, cellular component: cytoplasm; ribose phosphate diphosphokinase complex. The transcript has 2 exons. Gene Ontology annotation, biological process: 5-phosphoribose 1-diphosphate biosynthetic process; ribonucleoside monophosphate biosynthetic process; purine nucleotide biosynthetic process. Bases 1 to 1173 code for a protein of 390 amino acids. The record is from RefSeq and is a predicted model, not a curated record. NCBI's taxonomy places the organism in Eukaryota, Fungi, Ascomycota, Eurotiomycetes, Onygenales, Arthrodermataceae. Gene Ontology annotation, molecular function: magnesium ion binding; ribose phosphate diphosphokinase activity.
AUGCUUGCCAACCUGCUAUCUGUGGCCGGUGUUGACCAUGUCGUCACCGUGGACCUACAUGCCUCUCAAAUGCAAGGUUUCUUCGGCAAGCCCGUUGAUAACCUCUUUGCUGAACCUCUUAUCGCGCGGUGGAUUCGAAUGAACGUCUCUCGAUGGAAUGAGGCGGUGGUCGUCACCAAGAACGCCGGAGGGAGCAAGCGGGUUACGUCUUUGGCUGAUGCGCUGAAACUCAACUUUGGCAUCGUCACUACUGAUAGAAGACGGCAGAGACAAGCAAAAGCCGGUACUAUGACCGAUAGUGCCAUCUUUUUCGAUUCUGUUGAACAAGGCUUCACGACUAGCCAUGAUGGUGAGCAAAAGUUUGACCGUAUACCAAGUACAACAAUCCGUCGCUCAGUUGUCUCCGCCACAACUGAAAGCGGUAUCCUCACACCUCGUAACAGCACUUCCGACUCCUCUGCUAACCCAGCACAAGAGUCGGAAUCAUAUAGAACGCCACAUCCGGAUAGCAUGCUCGCUCCGUCUACUCUCGCUGACGGAUUUUCCUCUGAAUAUACCGAUGAGCGAGCUCGAGAAGUUAUCACCGGCCGCUUGGUCCAGGGGCACCUUGUGGACGAUGAUUACCCAUCUCCAGAGACUGCGUCUACCUCUGCAUCCGCUUCCAACCACGGGGCGGACGCAUAUGAGGGAUCGAUCCCAGACCCGAUGAGCAUGUCUGCCGUGUCAAAUGUCUCAGGCUACCAACCCGGACAUGCUCUAGGGGGCUCGUUCGAUGCAGCCGCAUCCUCUGACGAGGAAGAUGUCUGUCCACAGAGAUCCGGCCAGGAACGAAUGAUCACCCUUGUUGGCGACGUGAAGGAUAAAACUGUCUUCAUUGUCGACGACAUGAUUGACCGGGCCUCUAGCUGGAUUGCGGCUGCAGAGACAGUCGUUAAAAAAGGCGGCGCAAAAAAGGUGUACUGCAUCGCUACUCAUGGUAUCUUUGGAGACGAUUCCAUGGAACAAAUGGAGAAUUGCCCCAGUAUCGACUAUGUCGUCGUAACCAACUCAUUCCCUCUCCCCAUCGAGAAAGUGAGACUCAUGAAGAAACUGGUCGUCCUCGACCUUUCAGCUCUGCUGUCUGAGAGUAUCAGAAGACAUCACAAUGGAGAAAGGUUUGCCUCUUUUGGUUGA